AUGAGCGGACAUGUACACUCAGACGCCUUCGACGAGGGAGUCCUCGCCGUUGACCCCAUCCACAAGCUCUACUACGCACAAUAUGGCAAAAAAGACGGAAAACCAGGGGGCCAAACCAGCAAAGGCAACACGACCUACUUCAACCCAUCAAUCUACAGGGUUAUUCUCCUCGACCAACGCGGCACAGGCAAAUCCCAACCCGCCGGUGAAGUGCGCAACAACACCACGCCCGACCUAGUCUCCGACAUCGAGACUCUUCGCAAUCAUCUCCAAAUCCCAAAAUGGCACCUCAUCUUCGGCGGUUCCUGGGGCUCCACACUAGCACUUCUAUACGCGCAAGCGUACCCGCACGCCGUAGGCUCCUUGAUCCUCCGCGGAAUAUUCACGACCCGCGCUUUUGAAAUUGAGUUUUCGAGAGGGCCUCUUGGAGCGGGGAGUUUCUUUCCGGAGGAGUAUGAGGCUUUUGUCUCGCAUUUACCUGAAUAUGAGAGAGGGGAUUUGGUGAAUGGGUAUUAUAAGCUGCUUAUGUCUGAGAAUAGGGAUACGAGGAUGCAGGCGGCGAGGGCUUGGAAUGCGUGGGAGAUGAGCAUUGGAUCUUUGGUGGCUGAUGAGGAUGGGCAUAUUUUGGAAAGAGAAAAUCUGGAGAAGAUCAAGCAUAUUCCUGUCGUCAUUAUCCAGGGGCGGUAUGACUUGGUUUGUCCGCCGCAUACUGCUUGGGAGCUUGGAAAGGCUCUGCCCAAGGCGAAAGUGAUCUUUGUUCCUGAUGCUGGACAUGGUGCGAAGGAACCUGGAACUCGGGCGGAAUUGCUCCAAGCCUGUGAUGAGUAUGCCGACUAUGAGUUCCAAUAG
Messenger RNA from Penicillium atrosanguineum, 849 nucleotides. RefSeq lists its product as uncharacterized. Lineage: Eukaryota; Fungi; Ascomycota; Eurotiomycetes; Eurotiales; Aspergillaceae. The transcript is spliced from 5 exons. Gene Ontology annotation, biological process: proteolysis. Gene Ontology annotation, molecular function: aminopeptidase activity. The record is from RefSeq and is a predicted model, not a curated record. The coding region runs from base 1 to 849 and encodes 282 amino acids. Gene Ontology annotation, cellular component: cytoplasm.